AUGGAACCUUCAAGAUUCCUUCUUCUGUUAUGUAUGUGGAUGGUGAUGUUGAAAUCACGUGCUGAUCUCCCCGGCACGUGGGAACUACUGGUGGACGACGCCAGAAUCGCCUCCAUGCACACCGUCGUUACCCGGUUCAACACCGUCGUCCUUCUUGACCACACCAAUUACAGCCCUAAUUCCAAAGCUGACUGCCAAUUAGACCCGGAACAUCCCGUUUUCAAACCCGACUGCUAUUCCCAAUCUUCCAUUCUCGAUCUUACAACCAAAAAGGUCCGACCAUUGUUCACCACCCUCACCGAUACAUGGUGUUCUUCAGGACAGUUUAUGCCGGACGGAAUCCUCCUGCAAACCGGCGGCUUCAAUGAUGGGUUCCAAAAGAUACGUAAGUUCACUCCAUGCGAGGGUAUAGAGUCGUGUGAUUGGGAAGAACUUGAUGAUAAAGUAUUAGCAGAAGGUAGAUGGUAUGCAAGCAAUCAAAUACUACCCAACGGAUCAGUGAUCAUCGUUGGUGGUCGUGGCGCCAAUAGUGUUGAGCUUUUUCCUUCACAAGGUGGCGGAGCUUUGAAUUUCCCAUUUCUUGCAGAAGCAGAAGAUAUCCAGUCCGACAAUAUUUACCCUUACGUUCAUCUUCUUCCCAAUGGCCACUUGUUUGUGUUCGCCAACAAUAUAUCAGUGUUAUACGAUUACACGAAUAACGUUAUACUGAAACGAUACCCUGCAUUGAUCGGUGGCCCACGUAAUUACCCCUCCGCAGGGUCAUCGGUGAUGCUUCCAUUGAGAGGGGAUUACCUUACAGCCACCGUCGUCAUCUGUGGUGGAGCACAAUAUGGAGCAUUCCAUGAACGGAAGACUAAUGCCACAGCUCGCAGGAGCUGCGCUCGGAUCGAAGCAACCGGAGAAGACCCAGUUUGGGAAUUGGAAGCGAUGCCAUUUGCUCGGAUUAUGGGAGAUAUGGUGAUUCUUCCUGCCGGUGAUGUUUUGAUUAUAAACGGAGCAGAAGCAGGUAGUCAAGGGUUUGAAUUAGCAACAAAACCUUGUUUAUAUCCAGUUCUUUAUAAACCAGAUGAAUCCAAGGGUCUUCGUUUUGUGACGUUAACCCCUACUUCAGUGGCUAGAAUGUAUCACUCAACGGCUAAUCUUCUUCCCGACGGGAGGGUUCUGGUCGCCGGAAGUAACACACAUGAUUUCUACAACUUAACAGCUGAGUUCCCUACAGAAUUAAGGAUCGAAGCUUUUUCGCCGGACUAUUUGACACCGGAGAAAGCUGAUGUUAGACCGACAAUCGUCGAGUUGCCGGAAAGGAUACAGUACGGCGGAGGUUUCGAUAUAUUGGUGAGUGGGAAGUUUCUGGAGGUGAGGCUGAUGGAGGUGAAUAUUGCGAGUGCACCUUUUGUUACGCAUUCUUUCUCACAGGGGCAGAGGCUAGUGAAGCUAACAGUGACAGUGUCAGCGGCGGAGGAUCCGGAGGAUGAAGUGGGGUUGUAUAGAUUAACAUGUACGGCGCCACCGGACGGAAGGGUAGCACCGCCGGGAUAUUACAUGGUGUUUGCCGUUAACAUGGGUGUACCAAGUGUCGCAAAAUGGGUGCAGUUGCUUUAA
Molecule: messenger RNA, 1602 nt
Organism: Lactuca sativa (garden lettuce)
Lineage: Eukaryota; Viridiplantae; Streptophyta; Magnoliopsida; Asterales; Asteraceae
Product: aldehyde oxidase GLOX
Source: RefSeq, a predicted model, not a curated record